AUGUUCAUCGGGAUUGGAAAGUCGUUUGGAUUGUUCUUUGUCGAGUUUUUAAGAGUGUAUGAUACCAGCUCUUCGUUAUUAUCUGGAAUUAUUUCAGUGCAAAAUCUUUUUGUAAGCCUAGUUUCUCUAUUUACAUUAAAUGUCGGAAUCAGAGUUGUUGGUUGCAGACCAUUAAUGAUCAUUGGAGGUUUGAUUUUGUGUGGUUCUUAUAUGCUCAAUGCACUGGUGCCAGGAAUAGCUGCUCUUUUUGUAGCACAUGGUGUUCUUUAUGGAAUUGGCAUAGCAUCUACCUCAGUACUGGUAUUUAUUGAAAUAAACAAUUAUUUUGAUAGGAGAUUGGGUUUCGCUUUCAUGGUAUCUAGUAUAGGAGGAUGCGUGGGCAGUUUUGUAUUCCCAAUUAUCAUUCAAAAACUUCUAGACAAUUAUGGACUGCAAGGUGCCUUGUUAGUGAUAUCUGGUAUAUUAUUAAAUAACGUUGUUGUCGGUGCUUUAACUCGCCCUUUCUUUUCUCGCAAGGCAACACAAAAAGAUGUUUCGAAAAAUGCCAAGAAUAAUAAUACAUGUUAUAGUUCAAAGAAUGGCGAUUUAACUGAAGACGAUAAGACAAAGGAGUUUUCUAGAAAAGUUUCAGAAAACCCCAUAGCUGAGUAUUCUUUAUCGGUAGACAAUGUUGCGAAAUAUUACGAACCCGAAGUAUCUAGUGACGGGUUUAAUGACUAUAAAUCGUACGUCAAAUUGAUUGCAACACGGAAAAGAAAACCGAGAAGCUGCUCUGAAAGCCAUAAUACUACUGCUGUCGUAGUGGACUCUACAAAAAAGACAUUAAUACCUCGAAUAGACAUGUUCGGAGGUUUAGGAACAGCAGGUUCAUUUUGUUCAGUUUAUAGUUUAAAUGUUCUUCGUCAGCACGAAAACAAACCAGACAUUAAAACAGACUCAAAAUCCAACAUCGCAUCAGAAUCAGGAUCAUGUUCUUGUUAUGACAUCAUCGAUUUCAGAAUUUUAAAAAACCGCCAUUUAUUAUUGCUUUUAUUUAUGUGCCUCGUUUCCGUUGCUGGAUGCGGCUUGAUUGUCAUUUACAUUCCACCAUUCGCAAAAGACCAUGACAUUCCGAAUGACAAAAUCGCUAUUCUCGUAACUUUGAUGGGCGUGUGUGACUUGUUUGCCCGUUUUGCGCUUGCCUGGAUAUCUGAUUCAAAACGUUUUCGUCGUGAUUAUAUUUUAGGAAGUUGUUUAGGUAUUACUGGACUUGCAGUAAUGUUUAACCCUUUAUAUACCAAUUUCGAAUCAUUCGUUGUGUUUUCAAUAAUAUAUGGAAGUUUUGGAAGUGUGUAUUUCUCAAUGGCGCCACUGCUAUUGCGAGAUUGUGUUGGUUCGGACAGAUACCCAACAGCAUUGUCAUUAAUGAUACAGGUACAUGGAAUAGCAUUUGUUGGUUUCACUCCACUUUUAGGUCUUGCUCGUGAUUUAACUGGAUCAUACACGCUGACGUUUUACAUCAUGGGCGCUGGAAUUCUCCUUGGAUCUGUUGCUGUAUUUUGUGAACCAAUAUUUCAGUGGUUCGAAAACAGACGUAAUAAACUGUAA
Mytilus trossulus (common blue mussel) is the source of this 1587-nucleotide messenger RNA. RefSeq names its product monocarboxylate transporter 12-like. Gene Ontology annotation, biological process: transmembrane transport. Gene Ontology annotation, cellular component: membrane. The record is from RefSeq and is a predicted model, not a curated record. Gene Ontology annotation, molecular function: monocarboxylic acid transmembrane transporter activity. Bases 1 to 1587 code for a protein of 528 amino acids. Lineage: Eukaryota; Metazoa; Mollusca; Bivalvia; Mytilida; Mytilidae. The transcript is spliced from 4 exons.